Micromonas pusilla CCMP1545 is the source of this 1641-nucleotide messenger RNA. RefSeq lists its product as uncharacterized. Bases 1 to 1641 code for a protein of 546 amino acids. The transcript has 5 exons. NCBI's taxonomy places the organism in Eukaryota, Viridiplantae, Chlorophyta, Mamiellophyceae, Mamiellales, Mamiellaceae. The record is from RefSeq and is a predicted model, not a curated record.
AUGCUCGCGCCUCUCGUCGUCGUGCGCGUCGCGCCGAGCGUCCUCUCGGUCGCCGCGCCGGGGGUGCUCCGAACGCUGCGAUUCUACGGGCACCUGUUUCCGGUGAUCGCGGGAUACCUCAAAUGCCUCCUGAUCGACUCCAAGCGCCUCGCCGCGACCGGCGCGUCCGAGGACGAGAUCCAAGACGCGUGGGACGCGAAGCACGCGUGGGGCGCAUCGCGCGUCGCGGACAUGAUCCACGACCUGGGCGGGUUUUACCUCAAAGUCGGCCAAGUGUUCGCGACAAAGAGCGACCUCUUGCCGCCGCAGUACGUGAGCGCGCUGAAGGGCGUCUUCGACGAGUGCCCGCCCGUGCCGUUCGCGGAGAUCGCGAAGAUCGUGGAGGAAGACUUGGGGUCGAGCGUGACCUCGACGUUCUUCACGUUCCAACAGAAACCGAUCGCGAGCGCGACCAUCGCGCAAGUGCACGCGGCGACUCUUAGGCGCAGAACGAAAGUCGCCGUCAAGGUUCAAAACCCGGGGUCGGAGGCUCUGAUGACGAUGGACAUGGCGAACAUGCUGUUCGUGUCGAAUGCGAUGGACCGAAUGAAGAUCCACCUCCCGUUCGACCACACGUCUAUUCUGCGAGAGUACAGAAACCAAGUCCCGUUGGAGUUUGAUUUCGAGAGGGAACGCGAUAUGCUGACGAGAAUCGGCGGCGCGGUGACGCGCGCGGUGCCGGACGUCCGGUGCCCCGCCGCGUUCGAGGCGAUGUCGAGCAAGCGCGUCCUGACGAUGAGCUUCGUCGAGGGCGAGUCCCUCGCGGACGUCAUUCAGCCCGCGGCGGCGGCGAUGAAGACCUCACCGUCGGGCGCCGCCGUCGACGCGUCGAGGGUGCUGACGAAGCUCGUGGAAACCUUCGGCGUGCAGAUCUUUGAGAUUGGGACGUUCCACUCGGACCCGCACCCCGGGAAUUUGCUGCUGUCGCCGGACGGGAAGACGCUGUCGCUCAUCGACUUUGGGCAGUGUAAGGCGCGUUCAUAUUAUUUACACUGGUCCCCAUACGACCGCCUCACGCUCGCGUUGGCGUGCGGCGCGCGAGACGACGCGCUCGCACACGCGGAAACCCUGGGCUUACGACUCACGAACGCGUCCCCGGACUUCGCGCUCACGGUGUUGUACAUCCUGUUCGACACGCGGAUGGACAUCGAGGAAGCGCACGUGUCGCCUUUGGACGCGGAUCUUCCGGCGGAGAUGCGCGCGGUGAACAUCCGGACGAUUCCGGAGGAGGUGUUCAUGAUGAUUCGCGUCGUCGCGCUGAUACGAGGGAUGCUCAUCUCCUGCGACGUGGACGUCCACGCGCGGGAUAUAUGGAAGCCGUACGCGAUCCAGGCGCUGCAACGCGCGGGGGAGACCGUCCCGGACGGUGUACGGCGACGGCGGCGCCGCGCGACGCGACGGCGACUACCGCAGCGACGGCAGCAUCAAAGCCGCGAGGAGGAGCGUCUCGAAGGACCUGCGAAUGAUGCACGAAAAGUAUCGGGACGUCGGCGUGGGGAUGCGAUACUUCGAGGCGGACAUGAAGGAGAACCUCGAGAAGGCGGCGGCGGCAAACGCGAACGACAGGUACACGCGGGAUAUCAACGAAAAAUGAGAGAGUGA